Molecule: messenger RNA, 456 nt
Organism: Penicillium vulpinum
Lineage: Eukaryota; Fungi; Ascomycota; Eurotiomycetes; Eurotiales; Aspergillaceae
Exons: 2
Coding region: 1-456 (151 amino acids)
Biological process (GO): DNA integration; DNA transposition
Molecular function (GO): DNA binding
Source: RefSeq, a predicted model, not a curated record
AUGGGCCAUGAUAUUUAUAAGCGCGCGAUUAUAGUAGCUUGCAAAGCUAAUGGUGUCAACACUACUACUCUAUCAGAGCAAGUUGGUCUUCAGAGCAAGGCCAUUGAAAAUGGCUUCGACCCAGAGUCACGUCCUUGGAAUAUUUCUGACGCUAUGCUAGCUGACGCCCCUCGCUCUGGGAGGCCGACAAAGCAGUCAUCAGAUGUCAAAAGCCAGGUGCUUUUGAAAGCGCAGCUUGGACAAGAAAAGUCCUGCGCUGAUAUUGCUGAAGAAUUGAGCCUUGAAGGACUUGAUAUCUCUUCGAGUACUGUUUGGCGGAUCCUGAAAGAUGCUGGAUUAUCAAACACGAGACCUACCCGGAAGCCUCCUUUAUCAAAAGCUGUUUCCACCAGCACCCGCCAGGAUGACCAGCCGGCAAAUCCAUCAAAAGCAUCCGAUUCAGGCUCCUCAUCGUGA